AUGGCAGACAGUUUUUACGGACUUCAGUUGGGUCUAAGUGGUUUCUCUGCUAAGAGCGAGGGAGCGGUAUUGAAGCAUGUGCGAGGAUUCAGGCCACAUAGAUUAGCAGAAGAAAAGUUGAAGAGAGAAGGAAAGGAAGUGAAAGAACCACAAUCAUGUAUUUGUAGGAAUGAGUCUCCAGUUGUGUUGGGAAACCGAUACACGAGGAGAAUGACACUGAAAGAGAGCCAGGAAGUAUGGAAGAGGACAAAAGGAAGCACUCCCAACAGUGAGGUGGGGACAGACAGAGAAGAGGACAAAAGAAGCACUCCCAACAGUGAGGUGGGGACAGACAGAGAAGAGGACAAAAGGAAGCACUCCCAACAUGAGGUGGGGACAGACAGAGAAGAGGACAAAAGAAGCACUCCCAACAGUGAGGUGGGGACAGACAGAGAAGAGGACAAAAGAAGCACUCCCAACAGUGAGGUGGGGACAGACAGAGAAGAGGACAAAAGAAGCACUCCCAACAGUGAGGUGGGGACAGACAGAGAAGAGGACAAAAGAAGCACUCCCAACAGUGAGGUGGGGACAGACAGAGAAGAGGACAAAAGAAGCACUCCCAACAGUGAGGUGGGGACAGACAGAGAAGAGGACAAAAGAAGCACUCCCAACAGUGAGGUGGGGACAGACAGAGAAGAGGACAAAAGAAGCACUCCCAACAGUGAGGUGGGGACAGACAGAGAACAGGAGGAGGCCCAAGUUGUGCCAGUAUCAUGUCCACCAGUGGCGACCACCUCUUGGAGAAGAAUCACUCACAUUACCAGCGAGGACUUGCUGCCUGAGAUUAAUGCAAACGAGGAGUUUAACGUGUUGCAACAGAUUUUAAACGACGAGGACAUUUUGCAAUCAGAUGAAUUUACCUCUAGAGAGUCGAGCGAAGAAACUGAAGGAGACCACCACUACAACCUCAACUGUAGAUCCCAAACGCAGCCAUUGUCCAAGACAUAUUGA
This is a messenger RNA of Ostrea edulis (European flat oyster), 990 nucleotides long. Its product is annotated as RNA-binding protein 25-like. Bases 1 to 990 code for a protein of 329 amino acids. NCBI's taxonomy places the organism in Eukaryota, Metazoa, Mollusca, Bivalvia, Ostreida, Ostreidae. The transcript is spliced from 3 exons. The record is from RefSeq and is a predicted model, not a curated record.